AUGGUAAAAUCAAGAAAGAAAAAAAUAACCGGAAAGUUUACUAAUGCUGAGAACUUAAAAGAUAUGUUUUUUAUGAACGCUGAGAACCGAAGGAAAGCGGGUGAUAAAGCCUAUGAGGACUGUGAAAGUUUAGCACAGUUUUUUAACAGUAUUAAUAGUAUAGCCGAUGAUGUUGGAGAAAUAAAACUUUCUGCUAACGAGCAAAUAUUUAACCAAAGAAAACAAUUAUUGAUCAAUAAAAUUCAAGAUUGUAUUAACAAAUGUCAAGCAUCUGAUUCUUACUCAAUAGCUAGUGUUUGUUGUAUUCAAAAACUAGAACCUAAACACCAAAAAGAACUUUUAGAUUUAGAAAGUCAAGCCCGGACUGCCGAAAGUGCUUAUAAAGAAAAUUUGCAAAAGGCUAAUAGUGAGACUGAUCCUACUAAAAAAGCAGAAUUUAUUGUUUUAGCCAAUAAAGCAUCUCAAAACGCCGAAAGGAUCAAACAAAAGAUAAAAACUAAUCCUUUAAUGGAAGUAGGUAAUUUUAGUUAUUUAGAUGACUUAAAGAAAUUAACUAAAGGUAAUGUUCCUCGGCAAACUUCUUCUAGUUCUAGAAAUCCAAGAAAUACUAAUUCAAAUAAUUCUAACAAUUCUCAGCAAUUAGUUAAUCAACAGCAAAUUUACCUUUUUGCUGAAAUUAAACAAAAACUCGGUGAAACUACUGAGCAAUUAGAAAACAAAGUAAAAGAAUUUAGUCCUUAUUACACUAAUUUAGAACCUUACCAAAGAGGCUUAAUUUUAAUUGCUCUAACUCAAUCAGUGAAAAAGACUGAUAAAAAGAAACUUCAAAAACAAGUUUUGUUAAUGGUUUUGCUAGUUGGGUUAGGAUAUUAUUUUUUUAUUUAUUUACCGGAAGAAGAAAAGAAAAGCAAAAAGCAACAAAAUACGGAUGAUCGAACCGAAGAAGAAUUAAAAAUCGAACAAGAAGAAAAUGCUUGA
Molecule: messenger RNA, 978 nt
Organism: Funneliformis geosporum
Lineage: Eukaryota; Fungi; Glomeromycota; Glomeromycetes; Glomerales; Glomeraceae
Source: the annotation of a GenBank genome assembly